Molecule: messenger RNA, 609 nt
Organism: Eupeodes corollae
Lineage: Eukaryota; Metazoa; Arthropoda; Insecta; Diptera; Syrphidae
Gene: Rpp21
Exons: 2
Coding region: 92-544 (150 amino acids)
Biological process (GO): tRNA processing
Cellular component (GO): nucleolar ribonuclease P complex
Source: RefSeq, a predicted model, not a curated record
UCAAAUAAGAGUACUUUUAAAUGCAAAACAAAAUUUAAUGUUUAUUUUCUUCUAAAAAUUAUUCAAAUGAAAAUAACAUUAAAAAUAAAACAUGUCAAGUAAAAAUAAAGGCUUCCAAGGAAAAGACUCUUUCAGUCGAAUGAAUUUCCUCUAUCAAGCUUCCAUGUUGAUGGCCGGCAAAAGCGCUACACUCUCAGCUUACUAUGGAAACCUGUGCAAGACUAUUGGCAAGAAAUCAGUCCUUCGGAUAGACCCAAAUAUAAAAAGAUCUCUCUGCAAAAAGUGCCACAUGGCCUUGAAACCCGGAGUCACAGCUGAAAUAUCCGCCCUCGAUUGCAAAGAUGAAAUUUUGUCCAUCAAAUGUUUGAAAUGCAAUCAUUCGAAGAACUUCCCAAUCAAUUCAGAGUACAAAUUCUGGCUUGAAAAUCCCGAUUCAAAAGCCGAAGUGUGUUCCCUAGAGAAAGAUAAUCACAAAAAAGGCGCAAAAAGAAAGAAGACGAAAGUGGAAGACGUCUCAGUAGUUCACGAAACAAGUCAACAAUAGAAAAUGUGGAAUAGAAUUAAUUGUAUUUAUAAAUUAAUAAUAAGUUAGUUUUAAGAGACUGUUUG